Messenger RNA from Lactuca saligna, 1587 nucleotides. The record is from the annotation of a GenBank genome assembly. NCBI's taxonomy places the organism in Eukaryota, Viridiplantae, Streptophyta, Magnoliopsida, Asterales, Asteraceae.
AUGGCGGCAUCUCUGUUCACCUACUCAUCAACAUCUCGAAGAGUCACUCCUGCCCCAAACUCUCCUCCACUUCCAAUUCACAUCAAGGCCACCAAUGUCGUAUUCAACCCUGACAUUCCAGAGGUUCAUCGAGGUCUUGGACUCGAUGAUUUCGUCAAUUUCUUGACUUCUUGCCGCCUCCGAUACGCAAUCAGUGACGUACCAUCCGAGUUCUUCCCUGAACAAGUAUGUGAGUUUUACUAUACUGCAACAGUUAAUGAAGAAAACAAUGCCAUCACCGGAACAAUUGGCCAUGGCAGACACUCCGUCUUUAUCACUGCAGAGCUUCUCAGCGCUGCUUUACGAUUACCUCUGUUCGAACCUUUUUCUGAACCCCAACUAUUGAAAGAUGUAAACGCAUGUUUGAUCAACUGGGCUAUGAUCAUUCAAAGGCUGCUUGUUCAACUUCUACGUGCAAAUGUGCGUGCUGAUCAUGUUCCCUUUCCUCGCUGGAUUGCCCUGGUGUUCGACAAAUUCUUCGCUGCUGAUUAUUUUUCUCACUCUGGGAAUCCAAUCCAAUGCCCUCGCAUGUCCGUUCGCAUGUAUCAGGAUGAUCCUUUGGAUUCAGACAUUGGGAUCUCAGAUAGGAUGAGAGAAUGGAUUGCUCAUCCAUACACUAUGCCUUCUCUCUCAGCUGAUACUGAUGAAGGAGGUGUUGAUGGUGAUCAUGUGGAUCAUGCUGAUCAAGAAGUGGAUCGUUAUGAUGGCGGCCAUUCCUCCCCUCCACCUUCUCCUCACCUUACCCUGUCACUGGUCCUGCCUCCUCAGCUCCACAGGAUCCCAUGUCUCAAGGGGAGCAACCAUCUCAGGGGGAUCAUCAGUCUCAGGGGGAGCAUUCUUCUCAAGGGAUGCCUCACUCUCCGGGGGAGCAUUCAUCCCCAGCAGCUCGCCACUUCUCUCCAAGGAUGCAAUCCAGCUUUCCAGUUGCUCCAGCGUCUGCUUAAUAUUGAGGCUGAUGUUCAGCAAAUCAAGGAGGUUCUUUUACUUACUCCUGCUUCUCGUCCCAUAUCCAAUGAUGUUCAAAAAGGGGGAGAUACUGAUGAUCACGCUGAUGAUCAUGCUGAUAGCGAUCAAAAUGCUCAUGAUGAUGAAGAUCAAAAUGAAAAAGACACAGCAACUGGUGACAACACUAUUCUUCAGCAUGACUCACUCAACCCCGUUGAAGAAGCUGAUCCUGCGGGACAUGAUAGUCCAGCAGCUACUGAAAGGUUAUCUGAUGAUAGUGAGCAUAAUGAUGAACACGAAUCUGAUUCUGCGGGGCAUAGUAGUCCAGCAGCCACUGAGAAAUUAUUUGAAGAUAGUGAUGAUGACGAAGAGCGUGAUGAACCUGAUGAUGAAUGUCAAAUUUUUGACAUGAACUUUAUUGAUCCUCUCAUUCCAGUUCAGCAAGAAAGCUUAGAUGAUCUUGAAGAAUCUAUUCCGAUACUUGCCGAUCCUAUUGCUGAUUCAAUCAUUCCGGUCCAAGGAGAAGAUUCGGACAUUGCCAGUGAAGAAUCUCAUCCGUUGUCUCGAAAGCGGAAAGGCUCAGUCUUCUCAACCUCCUCCUAG